This is a messenger RNA of Brassica oleracea var. oleracea, 845 nucleotides long. Its product is annotated as heme-binding-like protein At3g10130, chloroplastic. NCBI's taxonomy places the organism in Eukaryota, Viridiplantae, Streptophyta, Magnoliopsida, Brassicales, Brassicaceae. The coding region runs from base 120 to 728 and encodes 202 amino acids. The record is from RefSeq and is a predicted model, not a curated record. The transcript has a single exon.
UCCAUAUCUUCGUUAUAUACACAACCUUAUCAAAUGCUUGCUUUUAACAACCGCAAUAACCAAACUGAUAAAUAACAAAACCUGUGGGAAUACUUUUUUUUUUUGGUAAAGCUUACAUAAUGGGAAUGGUAUUUGGUAAAAUCUCCGUGGAGACACCCAAAUACACCGUGGUCAAAUCCGGCGACGGUUACGAGAUCCGUGAGUAUCCACCCGCCGUUGCGGCCGAGAUCACUUACGAUCCUUCCGAAUUCAAAGACAACAAAGACGGCGGCUUCUCGGUCUUGGCCAAGUACAUAGGCGUGUUCGGCAAACCGGAGAACCAGAAGCCGGAGAAGAUCGCCAUGACAGCUCCGGUGAUCACCAAGGAAGGGGAGAAGAUCGCCAUGACAGCUCCGGUUGUGACCAAGGAAGAAGGAGGAGGAGGAGGAGAGAAGAAGACGGUGACGAUGCAGUUUCUGUUGCCUGAAGUGUACAAGAAGGCUGAGGACGCGCCGCGUCCGACUGACGAGAGGGUGGUGAUUAGGGAGGAGGGAGGGAGGAAGUACGGCGUUGUCACGUUCAGUGGAACCGCGGCGGAGAGUGUGGUGGGGGAGAAGGUGGAGAAGCUGAGGAGUGAUCUCGAGAGAGAUGGGUUUAAGAUCACCGGAGAUUACGUCCUUGCUAGGUAUAAUCCUCCGUGGACGUUGCCUCCUUUCAAGACCAACGAAGUCAUGAUUCCUGUUGAAUGAAGAACACUCUAUCCAACGUCUUUUCAGAACAAUAAUGUAUACAAUGCCAGGUUUUGAAUUUUAAUGAAUCAACGAACAAAGUUCUUGUUCCGACAAGGGUGAACAAAAAAAAAAAAA